CUUGGCUCAGUUGGCUGUGGCCGAAGUGAAAGCAGCUCAGACGGAAUCAGACUGCAUCAGAUUAAAAAAUUAAAUAAAACGCCCGACUUUCCGAGUCAACCGUGAAAACAGUCCAAGAUACUCCUCUAAUACGGCGAGGGGCCCCAACAUGUCCGAGACAUACGACUUCCUCUUUAAGUUCUUGGUGAUUGGCAGCGCCGGGACGGGGAAAUCCUGUCUCCUCCAUCAGUUCAUUGAGAGCAAAUUCAAACAGGACUCCAACCACACCAUUGGUGUAGAGUUUGGUUCCAGAGUGGUCAAUGUCGCAGGGAAGACAGUCAAACUGCAGAUCUGGGACACUGCCGGCCAGGAGCGCUUCCGCUCUGUGACGCGCAGCUACUAUCGCGGAGCAGCCGGAGCACUUCUUGUCUAUGAUAUUACCAGCCGUGAGACGUACAACGCCCUAACCAACUGGCUGACAGACGCACGCACACUAGCGAGCCCCAACAUCAUCAUCAUCCUGUGUGGCAACAAGAAUGACCUGGAGGCCGAACGAGAGGUCACCUUCCUGGAGGCGUCACGCUUCGCUCAGGAGAACGAGCUGAUGUUCUUGGAGACCAGCGCUCUAACAGGGGAGAAUGUGGAAGAGGGCUUCCUCAAGUGCGCUCGUACCAUCCUCAACAAGAUAGACUCAGGCGAGUUGGAUCCAGAGAGGAUGGGCUCCGGCAUCCAGUACGGGGACACUUCGCUGAGGCAGCUGCGACAGCCGCGAGGCAGCACCGCACAGAACAAGCAGCAGUGUAGUUGCUAGGGUUCCGCAUUUCUUCCCACCUCUCCAUUCAGUCCACAGGACAUCCUAUACAAGUCAGUGACUCCUUAUCAAACCCUUCUGUUCGAGCCAGUGGAUGUGUUUUAAGUCUCCUUCUCUUCUGUGUGUGUCAGCACCAGGUGUUUUGGGGUGUCGUGCAUACACCUCGGAGCACCUGGAUGAGUGGUCAAGGAGACCACUGCAACUCCUGAGCCUUGGGCUCUGGUAAGGCGUAUUUAUGCGUGAGGACACGCUGGAAUGGUCUAUAGUCCUUACCAGACAUGAACAAGUCAAGGGUUGUCUGUAUGCACUGUCCUAUUUGAUUAUUAUUAUUUUAUUAUUCCUGUGCUUCUCAUUCUGUUUUUAGUUUAAACACAUAGCUCGAAAUUUUGCACAUCUGUUGUUUAUAAAUUAUAAUCGUUGAUUGGCGCAUUGCUAGGUGUGCCCCCUUUUGAGCAUGUGUUGAUAUUUUCAAUGGAAUUACUGUAUUUAAAUAGGAGAUUGAAUAGUGUCGCAAAAAUGACUUAGAGCUUGAGAUUUGGUGUCAAAUUGCACUUUUAUUACAGAGGAGUAUUGGCCUUGUUUCAAUACAUUUUUGAGAGGAUUGGUGUCAUUUUGGAUCUUCAGGUUGCCCAAUCCUGGCCUCAAAGCACAAAGGUAGAGAUAAUGCUCCAGUCGGCCCAACUUUAAGUUGUACUGACGGACCUCCCAAGUCACACUCCUCUUGCACAUACAGACGUCACAGGAAGCCACAUUUCCCACACUGCCCUCAAAAUGGUCGUACAAGAGCGAGUAUUUUUUUUUUCGCUUUCCCUCCCCAAGCACAAAAGCAGCUCCAAGCUCACAAGGGGGAAUUUCCUUAUCUUCUGCACCACAGCGAGCAAGCUUUGUGAGGUUGCUGAGGCUGCAAGGGUGAGAAAACAAAAACCCGCCACUCGAGGUCAGACUGACCUAAAACUUAUAAAGGCGUGUAUAAUGUCGUCGCCUCUCGAGUGUUUGUGCGCUCACACAUACUCAUUUUUAUCAUCUCACGUUAGCCAGCCAGCACAUUUGAAGCAAAAGGAUGGGGAAUCACGCAAAUGGGAGAUAAUAUAACUAUAAAUGCACAGUAUAUCAAGAAACUGCUUUCAAUCAUUGUAUACGUUUGUCUCGUUCUGUAUGAAAGAGUAUUAGGAUCACACUGGCAAGAAAAACAGUGGUGAGAAUAGUCAUAAUUUUACAAGAAAACAAUGUGAGUGACAAUUACCGUAAUAUCUAUAUAAUGCCCCCCCCCCCCAAAAAAUUUUUUGUCAAAAGUCAAUAAUGCGCAUUAUACAUAGGUAUAUGGCCAUGUGGAAAAAUAGUUUCACAUUUCAUAAAUGUAUGCCGCCCUCUAGUGGUUAUGAAAAAGCUGUACCCUUUCAUUCCAAAAUGCCACCACCACCUAGAGGUAAUGGGAGGUGUACACUUGCAUUCUAAUAUGCCACCGCCACCUAGUGGUUAUUAAAAAAAAAAGGUGAAGCCUACACUUUCAUUCCAAUAUGACAGGUACGUAUUACUGCAUGUACGUACAGUUCUGCUCAUAAGCUUACAUACGCUGGCAGAAUUUGUGAACGUUUUAUUUUUUAAAUAUGAGUGAACAACAACCAUCAUUAAUUUGGUUAUGUUAUGUUUAAUGAUAAUGCUUUUCGGAAAUGCUUGGCCAUUUAAUUUGAAUCCCAUUAAAAUAAAAUUAAAUGUUUCGCCCCGGCCUUCGUUUUCUUUAAAGAAUUGUACCCAGCUUACAAAUCCAAAAUUAAAUACAUUUUUAAAAAAGUAUUACAUGUUCAAAUAAAGCGCUUCAGAAUAAUUCUUUGGGGGAAAAAAAAAACUAACAAAAUACAGGUAAUCAUGUUUCGAUCAUAUGGGUAGAAGCAAAAUCCUGCAUUGUAAAAAUGCAUUAUACAUAGGUAGAAGGGUUUUCCAGAAUUUGGAGGUCAACUUUCGGGGUGCGUGUUAUACAUGGGUGCACAUUAUACACGAGAAAUUCCAGUAAAUUGAGUGGAAAUGGUUGUUUGUCGUUUAGUGCCCUGCGAUUGGGUGGCAACCAGUCCAGGGUGUACCCGCCUCUUGCCCAAAGUCAGUUCGGAUAGGCUCCAGGUCACUUGCCACCAUUAUGAGGACAAGCACUGUAGAAAAUGGAUGGACGGAUAUGUAGUCUAUUCCCAUAAAUUAUGAUUUUUUUUAAAAAAAAUUUAUUUUACAUUAUUCCCAUAACGUCCCAUUUUCCACUCCUACUGUCAUGACUUCUUUCUGCCUUUUUUCUUUUCAGUGUGGCCACAACUCUUCUUCAUUCCUUCUGCAAGUGCACUUUUACUUUUCAGAUGUUUUGUUUAUAUGCUGUGACUAUAGAAUUGUACAUUUUCAUUUGACUUUAAACUGUAAUAAAGAUUUUAACUGUAGAUUUCAUUAUUUCUUACGAAGGAACAGCUGAGCAUGAUGUUGAAUUUGACUGGAAAGGUGCUUUUUUUGUGUGUUCUGAAGAGUUGUUAAACCUGCAGCCAUUAUUUUCUGAUGUCAUAAAGUCUGCAUUGAUACACUCUGUCAUUGCUUGGUAACAAAUUACACAUAAUUUUAAAUAGAACUGUAUUCCAUCUGUAAAUAACAGUUGUCUUUAGAUGGGUGAGUGUUGCUCAUUUAUUGUAAUGAUUAUGCAAUGCCCAGUAAAUCUGCUUGUCAUUUUCCAGUCAAAAAUCCAGCACCAUGUCAUUUGAUGUCUCUGACCACAUAAACGGGCUUCCUUCUUUAAACCACAAAACAUAAAUCUCAAUGGUUGUAUAGGCACGCCCUGAAGUGUAACAAUGGGUUCACAUCGCCUUGCACAGUGGAGCAGUUUGUCUUAAGAAGCAGCAGAGCGAGGUUAUAAUAUUACAGGGCUCACAUGAUGAACGGUAAAUGGCCACCACGGUGUCCCAAUUGUCAUGAUCUAUAUGCUCCUGUUUUGGUUCAGUUACAGCCUGUGAGGUUUUUUUUUGGAGCUGGUGUGGAUCUAUCUACUGAUUUAUCGAUCUUGGGCAGGCUGUCGCGGUGACCUCAUGAUUCAAUUGCACGAGAGAAGUGUGAUGCUAACAGUAAGCCACUAGAUAGUGCUAAAGCACCGGAUUGCACACGUACUACGUUAUUGCUAUACUAAUCCCAGGGGCAGCUGUGGACUAGUGCUGUUUUCCAACUAGGCGCAUAAUUUACAUCAGGAUACAUCGCAAAACAAAAAUGUCAGAAAAAGUGAAUGUGCAAGUUAAUUGCCACCUAGUGGAAGAACAUGUUAAUUGUUCUGCUAGUGUCGCUGGCACUGCCAUAGAUGAACAAAAUUGUUACUUUGAGUCUGUCCCAUUAUUUCCACAACGCUACAGACCUGCUAUCAGUUGGUAUUAAGUCAAUUAUUAAAAACACAUGAUAUUGUUGGCAACUUAAAAAAAAACACUGACAUUUCAUUGUUUGCUGUACUAUUUGCAACUGUAACUUGACAUCUUUAAAAGUUCUCUUAACCAUAGCAUAAGAAGCAGUUUGUGUGGUUGUAAUAUUACCACUUUAUCCUCAAUAAUACUGAAUAUGGCUAUUUCCUUGUCAAAUUUGCUAUUAAUCUAAAAAUAAAAUGUGAUUUACUGUGUUUUAAGCUUUAUUUCAGUGAAAAAAAUUUCCUCACAGACUCAUGCUCUCUAAUUCAAAAAUAUUUUAUCGCAAAAUGACACCUUUUUCCUUCUUCUGUUAUGACUUGUUAGUCCUUUAGUUUUCUUUGCAGUUUGGCCCCAACUGUGGCCUAUGUGGGGAGAUAGUCCUAUGGGCCGUGCAUACUCAACCACAUGAACUUGAAACCUUGUCUAGGAAGUUUUGAAGGCCCAUUGUUUAGGGGUAAUACAGCUCGGGGGGCGGGGGGUUAAAAAAAUGGUAUUUUGACCAUUUUUCAUUUUCUGCAAAGAAAUGCUCAAAAUAAAUCUUUAGGACUUAUGUUGUCAGUAGCUUAUAGAAUAAAACAAUUUUAUUCAAAAAUAUUCCUAAAAAUAGCUAAAUCAGAGAAACUGAUUAUUUUGCAGUGGUCUCAUUUUUUUACCUCUCCCCCAGACCUGUAUAACAGGCAGUAAUUGUGCUUCGGACCGCAAUUACAAAGGCAACACUAGGUGCUUUUGCACCAAAAUUACACACAAGGUUCCUAUUUCCAAGGUAAUGUUUCUGCUGUUCAACAUUACUGCAUUUUUUCAUACUUCCAGAAUGUAAUGUACUAUAAACUACAAGUUCCUGAUCACUUUGGUCCAAAUGUGACUCUUGUGGAAUAAAAAGGAGUACCUACAAAAAAAAUUAUCUUGAGAAUAUGUUCACUUGCAAAUGUACAUAUGAAAAAAAAAAAAAAAAAAAAAAAGAGAGAGCCUUAAAC
Molecule: messenger RNA, 5174 nt
Organism: Phycodurus eques (leafy seadragon)
Lineage: Eukaryota; Metazoa; Chordata; Actinopteri; Syngnathiformes; Syngnathidae
Gene: rab4b
Product: RAB4B, member RAS oncogene family
Exons: 7
Coding region: 149-790 (213 amino acids)
Biological process (GO): regulation of endocytosis; Rab protein signal transduction
Cellular component (GO): endosome
Molecular function (GO): GTP binding; GTPase activity
Source: RefSeq, a predicted model, not a curated record